Messenger RNA from Trachymyrmex cornetzi, 1158 nucleotides. RefSeq lists its product as uncharacterized. Gene Ontology annotation, molecular function: zinc ion binding; nucleic acid binding. Lineage: Eukaryota; Metazoa; Arthropoda; Insecta; Hymenoptera; Formicidae. The coding region runs from base 1 to 1158 and encodes 385 amino acids. The transcript is spliced from 2 exons. The record is from RefSeq and is a predicted model, not a curated record.
AUGGCCGAGGAAAUCGAGAAUCUGAUCUUAGCGCAAGAGUACAAAAUUGGUGCUCUCAAACGCGUGCUCAUCAACUACAAGAAACUCCCGAAGACUGCUACGUCCGGGGAGCUAAAGAGCCAGCCCUACUUCGUGGACAACGUAAUCCUGGAAGCCGAGGACGUCUAUGCCAACACCAGCGACAUUCUACAAAACGCGCUAAGUAGACUGUUACCCGCUAACAUUAAUUCUUCAUUAUCCGACAGUCACGACGAGUCUGUUUCGCGCGAGUCGGGUUCUCAGAUCUCACGAUUGCCACGUAUAUCGUUGCCAAAAUUUACCGGUAAAAUUGCGGAAUGGGAGAGUUUUCGAAAUAUGUUCGAGUCUCUCGUGGCCUGUAACGUUUCGCUUUCUAAAGUGCAGAAAUUUCAUUACUUAAAAACAAGCGUUACCGGUGAAGCCGCGGUGCUGAUCAAUAGCUUGAAAAUUUCGGAGGCUAAUUACGACUCCGCGUGGCAAUUGCUGAUCGACGAAUACGACGACAAGCAAACCUUAGUUUAUACGCAUUUGCACGCGUUUGCUAGUCUACCUGUGAUGAAAACGGAGAAUGUGAACGACUUGCAAAAACUCUGCGAUACGGUCUCUUCGUCGUUAACCGCGCUAAAGAAUCUCGAUCGUCCGGUAAAUGAGUGGGACGAUCUGCUCGUUUAUCUUAUUGCUCAAAAGUUUAGUCCUCGCACUCGCAGCGAAUGGAAUUUGAAACGUACGGAAUUCGCCAAGCUUUCGUCUUACAAAGAUAUUAAUGACUUUCUAACUCUACGCAUUCGCGGAUUAUGCGAUCUUUCCGAUUCGCCGAAAGAUACUCGUCGUUACAGAGACGAUAAGCCGCGCUCGUCGGUUAAUAACGUCACUGCAAACAAAUGCGUUGGUUGCUCCGGCAAUCAUUCGGUUUCGAAAUGUAAAGAGUUUCUUGAUAAAACGGUUGAGCAGCGCGGCGCUUUCGCGCGUCAAAGCAGGCUUUGCCUCAAUUGUUUGAGAUCCGGGCAUUUCCUUCAGCAAUGCCCGAGCAAAUCUCGAUGUUCGCACUGUAGUCGUUCACAUCACUCGUUACUACAUUUCUCAAAUAAUGUAAAAGCCGAUGCUACGGCAAAUUCUUCGAAGAUAAGAGCGGAGGCGUAA